This is a messenger RNA of Fulvia fulva, 5346 nucleotides long. Its product is annotated as DNA-directed RNA polymerase II subunit RPB1. The transcript has 4 exons. Lineage: Eukaryota; Fungi; Ascomycota; Dothideomycetes; Mycosphaerellales; Mycosphaerellaceae. Gene Ontology annotation, molecular function: DNA binding. The record is from RefSeq and is a predicted model, not a curated record. Gene Ontology annotation, cellular component: RNA polymerase II, core complex. The coding region runs from base 1 to 5346 and encodes 1781 amino acids. Gene Ontology annotation, biological process: transcription by RNA polymerase II.
AUGUCUGGCUUCCUCAAGUCGUUGGCGCCGCUCAAAACGGUGCAGGAGAUCCAGUUUGGACUCUUCUCACCGGAAGAGAUCAAGAACAUGAGUGUGUGCCAUAUUGAGUACCCGGAGACUAUGGACGAGUCGAGAACCCGGCCGCGGGAGAAGGGCCUGAACGAUCCAAAACUCGGCACCAUUGACCGCACCGCCAGAUGCGGUACAUGUGGUGAGGAGCAGCUGGAGUGUCCUGGUCACUUUGGCCACAUCGAGCUGGCUGUUCCGGUCUUCCACGUCGGCUUCAUCACCAAGAUCAAGAAGAUCCUCGAGUCUGUGUGCCACAACUGCGGGAAGCUCUUGGAAGAUGAAUGCUUACACGAAUGUCUGCAGCGCAACCCUGCGUUCGUACUGGCCAGUAGGCUUCGCGACCCAAAGCGACGUUUCGAGCAAAUUACGAAGUUGUGCAAAAACAAAUCAGACUGUCAAGCCGACACUGAGCCCGACAAAGACGAGCAAAACUUCGGCGAGGACCCCAAGAAGCCGAAGCAACCGGGGCACGGGGGAUGCGGCAACAUCCAGCCGACGAUUCGCAAGGAACAGCUCAAGCUCAUUGGCACUUGGAAGAUGGCGAAGAACGAAGAGACUGGUGACGAUGGCGGUGUCGAGAAGCGUCCCAUUACACCACAGAUGGCCCUGAACAUUUUCCGGAACAUCUCCGAGGAGGACCUGGCACGACUCGGACUGAACGUGGACUAUGCCCGUCCAGAGUGGAUGGUACUGACCGUGCUGCCUGUGCCACCACCAGCAGUUCGGCCUAGUAUCUCGGUCGACGGCACGAGCCAAGGCAUGCGAUCUGAAGACGACUUGACAUACAAGCUGUCCGACAUCAUCCGUGCCAACUCAAACGUUCGACGAUGUGAGCAGGAGGGCUCGCCGCAGCACAUCCACGAAGAGUUCUACUCAUUGCUGCAGUAUCAUGUUGCUACCUAUAUGGACAACGAUAUUGCUGGCUUGCCACGAGCGCAACAAAAGACUGGUCGUCCACUCAAGGCUAUCCGAGCACGAUUAAAGUCCAAGGAAGGUCGUCUUCGCGGUAAUCUGAUGGGCAAGCGUGUCGACUUCUCAGCACGUACUGUCAUCACUGGUGACCCCAACCUGGAUCUCGACCAAGUCGGUGUCCCAAGAUCGAUUGCUCGCGUUCUCACUUUCCCGGAGCGGGUCACUGUCUACAACAUCCACAAGCUGCAGGGCCUAGUUCGAAACGGACCACUCGAGCAUCCAGGUGCCAAGUUUAUCAUUCGCGAGGAUGGCUCACGUAUCGAUCUUCGGUACCACAAGCGCGCAGGCGAGAUCAGCUUGCAGCUUGGUUGGAUCGUUGAGCGACACGUGGUCGAUAACGACUACAUCAUCUUCAACCGUCAGCCAUCGCUGCACAAGGAGUCUAUGAUGGGUCACAGAGUCAAGGUCAUGCCCUACUCGACCUUCCGUCUCAACCUGUCGGUCACGUCGCCCUACAACGCCGAUUUCGACGGUGACGAGAUGAACUUGCACGUUCCUCAAAGUCACGAGACACGAGCUGAGGUCGCUAACCUCUGUGCUGUACCGCACAACAUCGUCUCGCCACAGAAGAACGGUCCUCUCAUGGGUAUCGUCCAGGACACUAUGGCGGGUAUUUACAUGAUGACUCGGCGUGACGUGUUCCUCGACUACGAGCAAGUCAUGAACAUUCUACUUUGGGUGCCUGGCUGGGACGGUGUUGUUCCCCCACCAGCAAUCAUCAAGCCACUUCCGCGCUGGACGGGUAAGCAGAUAGCAUCGCUUACCCUCCCAGCCGGCUUGAACAUUCUUCGUCUGAAGAAAGAUCACAUGCCGCUGACAGAAGAGAAAGACGACGGUCUGGUGAUUCAGAACGGCGAGAUCAUCUGGGGUCGCAUGGUCAAGGGCAUCGUUGGUGCCUCUGGUGGUGGUGUCGUCCAUUGCAUCUUCAACGACAGAGGUCCUGAUGCGGCUGUUGAGUUCUUCAAUGCCGCUCAGCGGGUUGUCUGCUACUGGCUGUUGCAUAAUGGUUUCAGUGUCGGUAUCGGUGACACGAUUCCCGACGAGUUUAUGGUCGGCAAGAUUGAGGAAGAGAUCGCGGAACGGAAGGCAGAGGUCGAUGUUCUGGAGUCAGAGGUCCAAGGUAAUGAAUUGGAACCUGCUCCAGGUAUGACCAUCAGAGAGACCUUCGAGUCGAAAACCAAAGCUGCACUCGACAACGCUCGAAACAAGUCUGGUGACGUUGCUUACAAGCACAUGAGGGCUUGCAACAACGUCGGAAUCAUGGUCAAGUCUGGGUCCAAGGGCUCAACUACGAAUGUCUCGCAGAUGACGGCGGCCGUUGGCCAGCAGUCGCUUGAAGGCAAGCGUCUUCCUUUCGGCUUCAAGUACCGAGUGCUGCCGCAUUUCCCCAAAGACGACUACUCGCCGGCAUCCAGAGGAUUCGUGGAGAACUCGUAUCUGCGUGGCCUAACGCCGCAAGAGUUCUUCUUCCACGCGAUGGGUGGUCGUGAAGGUCUUAUUGACACUGCUGUCAAGACUGCAGAGACUGGUUACAUCCAGCGUCGUCUAGUGAAGGCUCUGGAAGAGGUCAUGAUCAAGUACGACAGCACGGUUCGCAACUCUCUGGGCGAUAUCCUCCAGUUCACUUACGGCGAGGACGGUCUCGAUGCCAUGUUCAUUGAAGAGCAGCCACUGUCGAUCAUUGCUGCAUCGCACGAGCAAUUCGACAAGAAGUACAAGCUUGAUCUCAUCAACCCAACCAGCAAGGACCAGAGCCUUUCCCCCAACAUGCUGGAGAUGGCCAACGAGCUGCGCGGUGACGUUGAGGUGCAAAAGCUGUUCGACGCUGAGUACGAAGCCAUCGCCAACGACCGAGACAAGAUUCGCAAGAGUGUUGAUGAUGACAAGGAGCAGAGGUAUCUUCCCCUCAACCUCAGCCGCAUGAUCAUGAACGCGAAGGACAAAUUCAAGAUCAACGACAACAGCAAGAGCGAUCUCGACCCACGUGAGACUAUCCCGAAGGUCGCGGCGUUGCUCAAGCGUCUGCAGGUCAUUCGUGGAGAAGACGCACUGUCCAUUGAGGCUGAUCUCAACGCGACUUUGCUGUGCAAAGCUUUGUUCCGAUCUCGUCUGGCCUUCAAGCGUGUCGUCAACGAGGAUCAUCUGAGCAAGCUAGCCCUGGACAACAUUCUUGGAGAUAUCGAGAAUCGCUUCUUGCGAGCACUCGUCAGUCCCGGCGAGAUGGUUGGUGUCUUGGCCGCGCAAUCGAUCGGAGAGCCAGCUACCCAGAUGACGCUAAACACAUUCCAUUUGGCUGGUGUGACUGCAAAGACUACCACCAAGGGUGUGCCUCGUCUCAAGGAAAUCUUGAAUGUGGCUGAAAAUAUCAAGACACCCAACAUGAAGGUCUUCCAGUUGCCGGAGUCCAUUCCAUCGAAGGACGAUGCGAAGGACCUUCGGUCCAAGGUCGAAUUCACCAGUCUGAGAGGUGUCACCGACGAGACAGAGAUCUACUAUGAUCCAGAUGUGCAAAGCACUGUUAUCGAGGCCGACAAGGACAUGGUUGAGGCCCAUUUCAUCAUGCCAGAUGACGACGAGAGCCCUGACAUGCAGGGCAAAUGGCUACUGCGCAUUACACUUGGACGUGCACAAUUGCUUGACAAGGGCUUGAGCGUCACCAACGUGGCCAACAGAAUCAAAGAGAUGUUUGGUCGCGACAUUGCCGUCAUCUUCUCAGAUGACAACGCUGACGACCAAAUCAUUCGGGUGCGCAUGAAUACUGGAGGGUCCAGCAAGGACGAUGAAGAGACCGAAGAAGAGGAAGACACCCUCAAGCGUCUCGAAGGCCACAUGCUCGAUACGGUCGUGCUUCGUGGUGUUCCAGGCGUCCGUCGUGCUUUCGUGUCCAUGGAGACACGCCUGUACGAAGCUCCAGAUGGCGCACUCAAAUACUCUUCCGGAGAAAGCAAUUGCCAGGAGUGGCUCCUUGACACCGACGGCGUGAAUUUGAAGGACAUCCUGGCUGUUGAAGGCGUCGACCCAACGAGGACGACUUGCAACCACUUCCAGUCGAUCAUGAAGGUGUUCGGCAUUGAAGCUGUCCGCGCGUCUCUGAUGCGAGAGAUGAAGGACGUGCUGACCAACGAUGGUUCUUACGUCAACCACCGACACAUGGCCAUUCUUUGCGAUGUCAUGUGCGCAAGGGGUGAGCUAAUGGCUGUGACUCGUCACGGUAUCAACAGAUCCGACACUGGUGCACUCAUGCGUUGUUCCUUCGAGGAGACUGUCGAGAUCUUGUUUGAUGCUGCAUCAUCUGGAGAGCUUGACGACUGUCGAGGUGUUUCUGAGAACAUCAUUCUUGGACAGUUGGCGCCUAGCGGUACCGGCGAGUUCGACAUGCUCCUCGACACUGAGAUGUUGAAGACCGUCAGUGCGACACAACGUCCGGUCCAGCACAUGGGCAUGGGCGGUGCUGGCUCACCGAUGGCAGAGGGUGCGAUGACCCCGUACGACGUCGGCUCGCCGAUGUCAGAGAGUGGUUUCGCUGGCCCAGAUUAUGGCGCCAGCUUUUCGCCAAUCAUCAAUCCUGGUCAAGACGAAGGUGGCGGCCUUACUGCCUACGGCGGAGGCUUCAACGGCGGCAUGAGUCCUUACAGUGGCGGCAUGAGCCCAGGCUAUGCUCCGACCAGUCCAUUCAGCGGCAUGAGCCCGACGUCGCCAGCUUAUGGAUACUCGCCGACUUCACCAAGCUUUGGCAACUACUCGCCAACAUCGCCAGCGAUGGGCAUCACCAGUCCAGCUUAUGCACCGACGUCUCCAACAUACUCGCCUGCGAGCCCGGCUUAUACGCCAACGUCUCCAACUUACUCACCAACAUCGCCUGCAUACAGCGGCGGAGGUCGUGGCAGUAAGGUGUCUCCGACAUCGCCCUCGUACAGCCCGACGUCGCCUUCAUACUCGCCGACGUCUCCCUCGUAUUCUCCUACAUCGCCAAACUACAGCCCAACCUCACCGGCGCACGCUCCAGGCAGUGCAACAUCCCCCAGGUACUCGCCAACGUCACCGCAGUACAGUCCGACGUCGCCGCAAUACAGUCCAACUUCGCCCGCGUACUCUCCCACAAGCCCUGCGUAUCGCGCGAAUGGUGUCGGUAGCAGCAACUCACCGACAUCGCCAAGCUACAGUCCACGGUCACCAGUCUACAGUCCUACGAGUCCAGCUCAGGACGCCGACUCGCCAAACUCGCCCGACAAGUACAGCCCAACGAGUCCGCAACACAGCCCUACGAGUCCGGCAUAUUCGCCAGCCUCCCCAAAGGAGGAGUAA